Molecule: messenger RNA, 3449 nt
Organism: Lampris incognitus (smalleye Pacific opah)
Lineage: Eukaryota; Metazoa; Chordata; Actinopteri; Lampriformes; Lampridae
Gene: ankrd33aa
Product: ankyrin repeat domain 33Aa
Exons: 5
Coding region: 622-1980 (452 amino acids)
Molecular function (GO): protein binding
Source: RefSeq, a predicted model, not a curated record
CAACAGAUGGACAGAGCGAGAGAGCGAGAGAAAGAAAGAGAGAGCAAUAGGAAUGGGCAAAUCCUGAGAGUACUGGGCAAAUAAGUGGGAAGGAGAGAAAGAGCCAGAGAGAGAGAGAGAAAAAGAGAGAGAGAGAGAGCGAGAGAGAGAUGGUGGCAAGACAAACUCAGCAGACUACAGGGAGUGCAAGGCCAGCUGCCUGUUUCUGCCUCCUAAUCUGCAAAUCUCCUGUAAUCAGGGAUGAGAGGGAGAGAGCACGCUGCCUGACUUAGGACAGCAGAGUCUAUGUUAGGACCUGAAAGGAUUGCAGGCCGAUCCGGCAACCUAAGUGGCCAGGAGGCAAGAAUGGAGGGAGGGGUUGGUCAAGCUAGAGCCAGGAUCAGUGUGGGGAACUGAGCCAGUUUCAACCAAGAGCCCACAGGAAGAGUGGAAGUCCGAUAUAUGGGAGAUGCUUUAAACUUCAGGUGUGACAUACAGGAAGGAAAAAAAAAAGAGGAGAGAAAGAAGACAAGACAACAAAUCACUGACUGGAGUGACACUUAUUUAAGGGGAGCCUUCAGGAUGUGGUUGGGGUCUGGCAGUCCUGUCUUCCAGGUUUGAUUCCUGGUGGCAGGGGGUCACAUGGCGACUGCAAAUGAUGACCCCAACCUUGGGGCCGGCCCAUCUGAGGACUCAGAGAUCUCCUUCAAUGAGUCUGACGCGGGGAGUCUGCUGUCUGAAGACUCGCUGCUGCCCGACUAUGAGAGGGAGGAGAAUGAUGCUGGGAUAGCUAACACACUGUAUGAGGCCUGUGCUAGGAACGAGGCCUGGACCCUGCGCAAGAUCCUGGAGGGAGGAGUCACAAAGGAGGAGGUCAUGGAGCUGGACAUCAACGGCAGGAAUGGUCUGAUGCUGGCUGUAAGCAAAGGUUUCGUAGAUAUUGUCUACGGGCUCCACACAUGCCCACUAAUAGACAUCAACCACCAAGAUAAUGACGGCAACACAGCCCUAAUGAUCGCCGCCCAGGCUGGAUUCGUCAACAUUCUUAACUACAUCCUCAACUACUUCUCUGGGGUGGACACUGAGGUGAGAGAUCCUCGUGGUUUCACAGCGCUCAUCAAAGCUGGUCUCACGGGCCGCGAAGAUUGUGUGUCUGCCCUUCUCAUGCAUGGUGCAGAUAUAAAUGUAAUGGACCUGGUCCGAGGGAGGGGUCUUAAAGAGUGGGCCCUGAAAACAGGAAGGUUCGAGACUCUCAGCAGGCUACGUUGCCUGCAGUCGCGCCCGAUCGCAGUGCAGUACUGUGAGAGCUACGUUCCCGAGUGGCCUGAUCUGAAGCAGCUGGUAGCUAAGGCCACCACUACCAAAACAGCCAGUCAAAAGAUAACCCAACGAUUAAAAGACACUCUCACCUUCAACUUCCCUCAUGACCCCCAGGAAAAUGGGGUCAUGGACCACAUGGUACUAAUAACGACUAGCAUCCACAGCCCCCUGGUGGUCACCGCCUGCCAUCCCCUCUGCCCCACAAGCCCUCCAGAGAUUGGCAAGCGACGGCUGGCUGUUCCAGAGCUGCUGGCCAAGCACAGCAACAAGGAGCUGGAGGAAAGUUCUGUGUGCCACAGUAUCGGCUCAGUCACCUCAGCAUCCCCCUCAAUCAUGUCGACCACCUCCGUGUCCCUGACCUCCUGCUGCCAGGACUCAGAGCGCAGAGAGAGCAUCAUCUCCAGCGGCGUGAGGAACUUCAUUCCCCGCAGUAUGGCACGCAGGAACAGCGUCUUUCCCUCAGGCUGCAUCCCCAAGAUUGAGGUGACAAAGUCUGGAGAUCCCACACCAAAGAAGGAGAAGAAGAAGCAGAAGAAGCAGAAGGGGUACUUGGAGCCUCCUGUCUGGAAGUACAAGGAGGCCAAGGAGGAAAAGAAGAAAGAGAAGAAGAAGCUUGAAAAGGAAAAUCAAGCACAAGAGAAGAAAAAUAAGGGGAUGAAGCACAAGUCAAGCAAAAAUUAAGUCAGUUCUCUCAUUUCCACAGAGAGACACUGGGAUAACAAAAAACUGAGUGCACGUUGUGGAGGUUUCCGAGGCCAGAUGCAACAAUGCACCUCAACCUGCAACACUGAAUCUGUUGGUGACUGAGACUGAUGGACCGUAGCUUGCCUCUUGACCUGGGAUCUAAAAGCUAACUCUGAACUUUGAUGGACAUACUGUCCUCGUACUUUCCAAGUAUGUUUUGGAAAACUAAAAAGCUUAAUCAGAGCAGUGGCUAUUUGAUAUUAGGGAUCUUCACAUAUCUGGAGCUUUAACUUGUCUCAACCAACUGAUGGAUAAUAUAGGAAAGCUAACGUGAGAGGGUUGAGCUACAUUGAGAGAGACCUCCCAGAGACUCAGUUCAUCUUGAAAACCAAAUAAGCUUCGGGGAGGGGGCAUUUAUCAAUGAGAGAAUCCUAAACACCCAUCAUGUAGAGUGCCAUAACAUUAUGGUGUGUUAUUUAACAGCAAUGAAACCAAAGCAAUAGCCAAAAAAACAUUUCUUAGUAGUAAGGACAUUUAGUGAAUGAAUUUAGUUGCUAGAGUUCAUGUGAAAGACCUUUUUUUUUUGCACUAUUCAUUGAAAAAUACAAAGCCAUCUCAUCACUCCACUGUGCACCAGUCUAUUAUAAUCUAUUGACAUUAAACUGGCAGCUAGAGGUAGCCAUUUGUAUGAGGAGUUGUUAUAACAGAGACCACCUCUGUUUGAUAAGGUUCCUAUAGGAGUGAGCACACAGCCUUGUCAGAGGGUUUUGGUGAACACUAAUGUUUCAUGCAGUAUCAAAUCAGAUAUUUCACAUUGAUGUAACUAAGCAUGAUGUCUUCUAUUAACCAACUUGCAUUUUGCAAGGUUUGUGACAUUGAUAGAAUAUGAUUAUAUGUAACUAGGGCAAUGAUAAGCAUACGCCGCCGACAAAAAGGUUGUGAAUUGUAUAAUUAAUAAAUGACUGAUAUAAGCAUAUUUGCUGGACCACUAUCCAUGUGACUGAUGAUCCUCUGAGCUUAUUAGGGGAGGCUAUACUGGGCCCUCUAGAUGUGAUGUGGGAUGGCUGAUGGUCCUGUCCAGUAAUCUCUUAAGCCAAUGUGCAGUAUCAUUACAUAACAAUCAGUGCUUUCAUCUGUGGUCAAAAGGAUGACAGGGAAUAAUAAUAGCCACUUAGAUCAGACUAUAAGAUUAAAAUAGAUAUUUCUGUGACGGACAAAAAAAGAAUGAGAUUGCUUAUGACUUGUUUGUGUGUUUCUUGUUUGUUUUUGUUUUGUUUUUUUUUGCAUUGCAUAGGUUUCCAGAUAACAGACCCUAACACCCCAACUUUUAAUACAGACCCAAUAUGGAAAACUGCAAACUUAUCUUAUUCAGCAAGAUGACCCCAGGAAGAAACACUGUGAAAGACUCCCACUAUAUUAUUUCAAUAUUUUGUCUCACUUCCUUUUUGCAAGAGAUCUUGUCGAUG